AUGGUAGCGAGAUCCCUGCGCUCGGAGAGAUCUGGCAUCCCGGUUUACUGGCGCCCUCUGAUAAGAACCCGCUACUUCUCCCGGACGCUUUUCUUUUUCUCCCAGUUCCACACUCCGUCCCUGCAACACACCAUGGCCACCAGCAUUGCCAACUUGGAGGGCGACCCUCGCAUCGUCGACAAACAAGAGGACGGUCAUGACUUUUUGGAACCCACACAUCCGCAUGCCAAGGUGACCCUCGAGGAGUAUUGCGCUCAUGCCGACCGUCAACGGAAAUUCGAGAUGGAGGGUCCCUCUACUCUGUCCCCCAGCUCAUCCAACAUCGGAGAGAAGAAUGAAAAGUUUCCCGACAUUUCUGUGGAGGCCAACCUCACUGAAGAUGAGAAGGAGAGGAUCAAUGCUCGGCGCGCACUGCGCACAGCAUCGUGGGCAGCUGUCUUUUACCUCAUCACCACUGAUAUUCUUGGUCCGUUCAACGCGCCAUUCGCCAUCAGCCAGGUCGGCUAUGUGCCCGGUGUCAUUCUCUACUUCUUUAUGGGAGCGAUCGCGUGCUACACCGGACUCUUACUCUGGUGGCUGUUCCUUAAACUCGACUCCGAUAUAUUUCCUGUCAAGACCUACUCUGACAUCGCAGAACGUAUUUUCGGCAAAGCCGCAAAACAUAUCUGCACGAUCCUUCAGACGAUCCAGCUCAUCAUCAAUGUCGGUACCAUUUGUCUCAGUAAUGGCCAGUCGUUGAGUCAAAUGUCAAAAGGCAGACUCUGCUUCGCCGUCUGCAUCGUGAUCUGGGCUAUAGUAGGUAUGUUGAUUGGCCAGAUCAGGACGCUCAAGAACUUCGGGUGGCUGGCCAAUUGUGCUGUCUGGCUCAACUUGCUUAUCAUUUUCACUUCGAUGGGCUUCGUCGCGCACUCCCCGCCAAACUAUGCAGCUGCCUUGUCCUCUCUCGGUGUUCCAGAAGGCCCCAUUGUCCACGCCACCUUCGUCAGCGCUCCCCUGUACAAUAAAGUGAACGGUAUCAUGCAGAUGGUGUUCGCAUACGGUGGUGCUAUGAUUUUCCCCGAGAUGCUCGCGGAGAUGCGCCGUCCGUGGGACUUUUGGAAAGGCAUGUGCUGCGCCCAGCUGUUGAUUUUCGCAGCGUACUUGAUGUAUGGCGUGUUCGUCUACGCCUAUCAGGGACAGUUCACCCUACCCCUCGCGUAUCAGGGUGUCAGCAAAUACUCGUGGCAGACACUCAACAACACGUUCGGGUUGAUCACUGGUAUCAUUGCUGCCGGCCUAUACGGUAACAUUGGUAUCAAGGUGGCCUACUACAACAUCGUCGAGGGUAUGCUGCACGGACCCCAGCUGAUGAGCCGCACCGGUCGGUUCAUCUGGACCGGCAUGGUACUUCUCUAUUGGGCUCUGGCGUUCAUCGUCGGUGCCGCCAUUCCCCAAGUGGCGACUAUCUCCGCCCUAGUUGCCGCCGUCUGCAUUAUGCAGUUCACCUACUCCUUCCCGCCAGCCCUCAUUUGCGGCUUCUACUUCCUAAAAGAUGCCCGAGGUGAGACGGGUCGCAUGUGGUGGUACCGCGGCUUGUUCAGUGGCUAUUGGUGGUUCAAGUGGUUCAACCUCAUCCUUUCGCUCGCCAGCUUCUCAAUGGCUGGUCUCGGAAUGUACGGCAGCGGCCUGGCCAUCAAGGCCACGUUCAAGCUCGGUGCGGCUACGAGCUUCGGGUGCACUCCCCCGGUGUAG
This is a messenger RNA of Sparassis crispa, 1731 nucleotides long. RefSeq lists its product as hypothetical. Lineage: Eukaryota; Fungi; Basidiomycota; Agaricomycetes; Polyporales; Sparassidaceae. Gene Ontology annotation, molecular function: amino acid transmembrane transporter activity. Gene Ontology annotation, biological process: amino acid transmembrane transport. The record is from RefSeq and is a predicted model, not a curated record. Gene Ontology annotation, cellular component: vacuolar membrane. The transcript has 15 exons. Bases 1 to 1731 code for a protein of 576 amino acids.